Messenger RNA from Oryzias melastigma (Indian medaka), 5143 nucleotides. Its product is annotated as lysine-specific demethylase RSBN1L. The record is from RefSeq and is a predicted model, not a curated record. Lineage: Eukaryota; Metazoa; Chordata; Actinopteri; Beloniformes; Adrianichthyidae. Gene Ontology annotation, cellular component: nucleus.
AGCUGUCAGUCAAUGGAGGUCCCGCCCACUCGGAGCCUGCUUGCACGUCGCGAGGAGAAAAAAAACCCACAGCAGCAGCAGUGGCCGUUGGGGAAGAGCGUAAACAGAGAGAAGCCUCAAGAUGGCUGACACGCAGGGCUCUGUUCACCUCACUGGAGCCGUAGCCGUCGUACCUCACGCCGUAACCUCCGUCAAGAACAUGCUCGGGAAGCCCGCCGAGGUGAAGGGAGCCCCGGACUACCGCUCCCAACCUCCCCGGGAUUUCAACUCGCCGCCGCCCAAGAAGGUCCGAGUCGAGGAGAGGAACGUUAAACCGAAGAAACUCGGCGUGGAGUCUAGCGACGCUAGCGGGAAGGAGAAACUCCAGCCUUCCGCGAAGCAGCAGAGUUACGGCGGCGCGGGCGUGUGGAGCUUUAGCCCGGUGAAGACCGGCGGCGGAGGCAGCAGCAACAAUCCCCCGACGCCUGCUGCGGGCGGCGGAUCACACAAAGUCUUCAAACAGAGCGACUUCUUCCUCCACAAGGCGCCUUCUUCCUCGAAACCAAAGUGCAAAGAUAAACAGAAGGACAAGGGAAAAGGAGGCGGGGAGGAGAAAAAGAAACACAAACUGUUGACCUCCAUACAGGGGAGUAACGUAACCAACAACAACGAUAUCAGCAGGUUUAACAACAUUUCACCAGUGAAGAGGGAAAAUGGAGAGGUCACAUUUACAGCCAAAGAGCACUCCCCCAAGGACAAAACAAAGGAGGCGGAAAAGAAGAAAGCCAAGGAACAAGAGAGGGAAAAGGAGAAGAAAAAGCACAAACUGACAAACGAGAUCAAGAGGGAGAACGGAGAAGUCAAACAGCCGAUUAAAGAAGAAAAAGAAAAAGCGAAGAUCAACUCUGAGGAGCUGCAAAUCAAAAAAGUCAAAAAGAAAAAGAAAAAGAAACACAAAGAAGGAGAAAAGCAUAAGCGAGUCAAGAUGUGUCACCGCUCCUGCCAAACCAUCUGUGCUGGCCUUCUUCUUCUUCCUGGUCCCUUGUUGACGACCAACUCUUCCUCCUCCGAACUGACAAACUCCUCUCUGUCUCCGUUUAAAUCCCCUCUACCCGUUUACCCCGUACCCAACGAGAAGAACUCGCCAUCGAAAUCUCUCUUCAACUCCUCUCCACCCAACACCUCACCCGUGAAGGUUGCCUUUCCAACAAAACCACGCCCACAGAGCGCCUAUCCUGGGAUGGCAGGCUUGGAGUUUGCCUCUUUCAUUCAUAUAGAGAACCAGCCUAACGGAGGGGCUCUAAUAGCUCAUGCCUACACCUCCCAGCUUUCCUCUCUGUCAGCUGACCAGAGGCGGAGAUUUGCUCAAGAAUUUGUCACUUUGGCAUUCAGUGAGGACACUUCACAGGCAGCUCAUUAUGUCAUGGGAAUAGUUCACGGAGAAGCGAAAUACUUAACGGACUUCUUGGAUUACUUUUCAACCAAGUUCCCAUCAGUUCCUGUCAAAAUGGAAAUACUGGGAAAGAAAGACAUAGAAACUACCACCAUGUCAAACUUCUACUCUCAGGUGAAGAGAACGUACAGUCACGGCACGUACAGAGCCGGAGCUAUGAGACAGAUCAGCCUGGUGGGAGCCGUGGAUGAGGAGGUUGGGGAUUACUUCCCUGAAUUCCUCGGGAUGCUGGAGGAGUCUCCCUUCCUAAAGCUGACGCUCCCUUGGGGGACGCUCUCCAGUCUAAGUCACAUGAGUCCCACAGAGAGCGACGACGGUCCGAUAAUGUGGGUCAGACCUGGAGAGCAGAUGAUACCAGUAGCAGACGUACCAAAGUCUCCUUUUAAAAGAAAACGCUCCACCAAUGAAGUAAAGAACCUGCUGCAGUCGCUGCCCAGGACCAGCGAGCCCCGAGAGAUGCUGUUUGAAGACCGGACUCGGGCCCACGCCGACCACAUCGGGCAGGGUUUCGAUCGGCAGACCACAGCAGCUGUGGGGGUGCUGAAGGCCGUCUGCCCUGUAGACCGCUUGGAGCCGCCACGUGUAACCAAAGAUGUUGUGUGUUUCCAUGCUGGGGAUUUCCCUUAUGUGGUUCAGAGGCUGCAGUUGGACUUGCAUGAACCCCCCCUGUCUCAGUGCGUGCAGUGGGUGGACGACGCCAAACUCAACCAGCUGCGGCGGGAGGGCAUCCGUUACGCCCGCAUCCGCCUGUGUCACGACGACGUGUACUUCAUACCGCGCAACGUGAUCCACCAGUUCAAGACGGUGUCUGCCGUCUGCAGCCUGGCCUGGCACGUCCGCCUCCGGCAGUACCACCAAGGAGAAGGAGAGCCGGAGAGGGAGGUGAAGGGAGAGUCGGAGGCGGGAACUGGGACAGUGAAGCAGGAAGUAGAGGAGGAGGAGGAAGCAGCAAAGAAGGAAGAAGAAGUAAAGGAGGAAGUGGCAGAAAAUGGGAUGUCGCUUCCUCCCCAAGCCGAUCAGCCGUUGUGUUCUCCGCCUGCUGAGAAAGAUCUCCCACAAGUGAAGACGGAAUGUGUGACUCCUCCCGUCUGUAAGAACAAAUCUCGUCUUCCUCUGACGCUGCCAGGGCUCUCCUACUCUCCUCUUCAUCAGGAUCCUAAUCCCAAAGCCUCCUCCCAACCUCCUCAGCAUCCCUCUGGCAGCAGGACGUCUUCCAGUAAACCCUCCUUCUGCUCCGCCUCCAAAUCGUCUUCCACCUCCGCAGCGGCUGCACCCUCAGCAGCAGCCCCCCCUCCGUCUUCUACCUCUUCACCUUCAGCGGAGCAGCCCUCCUCUUCCUCUCCCCCAUCGGAAACUCUCCCCUACGCUUCCUCUCGGCCAGAGCCCCCCAAGGACCAUGUCCACCCGACGCCGGCCGUCCCUUCAGACGCGCGGACCGCGCCGCAGUCGGAGGUUCGAACAUUGCCGCCUCCUGCGGAUGCGCAGACGCCUCAAACGGACACCCGGACGCUCCCCGACCGGUGGGCUCCCGACUCGGACUCCAGGACUUCUGCGGAGGUGCAGAUGCACCCGCCGCCACCGCCGCCUGACACCGGCAGGCGAGGACUCUACAUGCAGCAAUACUCUCAACUCCUCCCACCUCCUCCUCCUCCUCACCUCUCCCAGAUGCUGCCUCCCUCUUUCUCUCCUCUUCUGGCUCCUCCCCAUCUGCCCCACAGACCUCCUAGCCUCCCCCCACAGACCCUAAACUCCUACUUGGGUCAAACUGGGCCUCCACACUCAGUCCACCUGGCGGGCGUCACCACCCAGUCCCCGCCGUACUUCCAGCCCCCUCUUUAUUCCCCCCUCCGCCGCGGCACGAUGAGGAGCAGAAGCAGAUUUUCUAAGAGUUUUUGUACAUACUGGUGCAAACAUGACUGUAAAGGGUUUCUGUCGGCCGUCCUGUAAACCUGUACAAAGGAGGGAGGGGGCGGAGUCACUCUCAUCCCAGACUGCUGGACCCAACCUUUGUUGUUUUUAAAUCUGGGGGGGGUCUUUGAGUCAUCAAAGUGUGCAACGGUUUUUAGUUCAGCCCUAAUCGACCCGGUCUGCCAAACUGCUGUCUGCUUGUCCUGAGGGGGCGGAGCUACCCCAGGAUAUAUCAGAUCACCUGCGACCCAUUGAAUGAAGAAACAAAAUAGGAACAUUUUUUGGAAGACUUUUCAUCAAAAGUUGCAGCUAACGCUUCCAAUAUUUAAGUUGACCCCAAGUUGGGCCACACAGGGAUUUUUAAUUUCCUCUGAGCACAUUUCAUUUCCAGCAGCAGACGCUCUAUCAGUUUUAUUUAAAGUCUGCAAAGGAAAGAAUCUAUUUUUAAAAGACUUCCUACAAUAAAUUGAAAUCAUAAUUUAAAAACAUCACUACAUUAAGCCUGGAGUAGCCUUCAGCUGCUCUCAGAACUUCAGUUCUCUUUUUGUGGUUCUCGGCUGUGUUGAAGCGUCCUAGUUUCCCGGCGCCAGGCUCUCUCUUGGCAGCUAAUGCAGAAUUGGACCCUAGCGAGAAACGGCCUCCAGAGUCUCAGGAAAACAACCGAAACCACAAAAAGCGUCCUAGAAGCCCAUCAGUCCGACAGUUUUUCUGGACACCUGAACGCGUCAGACAGCCGUCAUUCACAGAGCAAUACACGCAUGCAGGAGGUCAGGACUUCCCAGCUGGGAACUCUGCAGCACUUUCUAAUAUCAACUCGUGUAAAUACAGUCGGAGGAAAAACUUUACGCCAGAUUAUCAACGAGGACAUUUCAGGUUCUUCUGAGACUUUUAAGAUCAAAUUCACACUUUAAAAAACGGAAGGCACACUGUCGAGAGCUCCUUUCCAAAGCACUAUUUAUCUAUUUAUCUGAAGUCCAGUUUCUCUACAGUGUUCCUGUAUUUUAAGUGUUUAUUUAUCAAGCGGGGACUGAAGUGCUCCCAUGUGUUUGUUUUUAAAAGUCCAUUGAAACUAAGAGGUUUAUGUGAAGACUCUCUCGUGCGAGUGCAUGUCCCUCGCUGAGCUUUACUUUUUAACAGCCCACUUGCUAAUGUAGCCCUCAACAUUUCCCCAGUGCCUGUGUUUAACUGCUGAACUACUCAAAGGUCCAGAGACACACACGGCUGGAGUUCUGUCCCGCUUUUACGUUUUCUCUGGAACAUUUCCGCCUUAAAUGGUCUCAAAUCUACCGAAAGGCCUCUGGAUUCCUGAGGUUUAGGAUCGGAAAGGAAAAACCUAAAAGCAAGGUUGUAUUUUUCCUGAAUUUGUCUCACCACAAGCCUGAAAACAGUAUGAAAGAUAACGCCUUAGCUUCUUUUUUUAUGCCUCAAAAGAACUUUUGUUUUUGAAGACAGAACUCUUCUCUGUGUCGCUCUGGGAACAUCAAGUCAGUAAUUACAGACUCGUUGCCAGGCGCUCUGCAGCUCUUUUAAUGCUUUUAGAUGUUACAGAAACAUGACAGGAACUUCUAUAUAUUUUUUGUACAAAAUGUGACAAAAGUUACGUUAGAAAACAAAGGCGUCCUCAGGGACUCGCGUUUGUUUUCACAGAGUUUAUUUAUCGCAAGUUUGUUUCUCAUUUCAAGUUUUUAUUUUGAACUGUCAGCACUGUAGUGUACAUAAGAAGUUUUGUAAAGAGGACAAAACUUGUAGUGUGGUUUCUACUUUAAAUAUGAACCGAGCUAAUAAAAGGUUCAGCGGAAGAAA